Molecule: messenger RNA, 7020 nt
Organism: Cynoglossus semilaevis (tongue sole)
Lineage: Eukaryota; Metazoa; Chordata; Actinopteri; Pleuronectiformes; Cynoglossidae
Gene: upf2
Product: UPF2 regulator of nonsense mediated mRNA decay
Exons: 20
Coding region: 1141-4926 (1261 amino acids)
Biological process (GO): nuclear-transcribed mRNA catabolic process, nonsense-mediated decay
Cellular component (GO): exon-exon junction complex; cytoplasm
Molecular function (GO): protein binding; RNA binding
Source: RefSeq, a predicted model, not a curated record
UUAUUUGGUUUUAACUACACAUUUAAACCAAACUGAACAGUUUCAGGUUGGAUAUUAAUAAUAUUCAUAUCUGAACGUUUUAUUUUUAUGUUUUUUCCCCUAGUGGCUGUUAGGUAACGCUAAAACAUUUGUGUGCAUGAGUCUACACAGUUUGCAGAAAUCAAGGCCAGCUGUGCUAAAGCUAACGAUUUUUACGUUUCAAACAAUAAAUGUUUUCAUUAUGUAAAAGACGUAAAUUAUGCCGUUUUUAAAAUCAAAGAAUGUUGCGAAGCAUGUUGCUAAUACAACGAAGAGCGGAACAUUUCCGUGUUAACCGAGGUGGCUAAGCUAGGCUAACGAGCCGUGACUGCGACGACUCUCCUGCGUGGGAUCGAGGCAAACUUAGCCUGACAGCAGUUUAUUCUUUUGGGGUUAUGGUGUACUUAGUUUGUCCAGGUUUAUUGCAGUAUAAAGUGCAUAUCACACACAUUUAUCUUUUUCAUAUUUGACUAUUUGUAUUUAUAUUCUGGUCAGGUUAGGUAUAUACAUUAUGUUUGUUUGAUAUAUCCUCUUUCUGUUACUUGUUGAUAAAGUAGUGUACCCGUGAGUUCCUUGAAAGAAACAGCGUAGUUUUAUAACCGCGUUUAUUUAUUCAUUUUAUUAAAAGUCUUUUUAAAUAAAAUAAAAAAACACCCCGUUUCCUGUCACUAGAGGGCCCUGUUACUGAAACGUGGAAACAUUAUUAUUACUGACAAGUUUAAAACGAUUUUAGGUUUAAUCAAGCCCUGAAAAGCAUCAAAGAUCAUAUUGACAUUUCCUUCUAAUUUAGACAAAAAAAUUCAUGCCUUACAUUUGUUAGCAAAUCCUCUAAUCUUUUGGACUGCGUUCAACUGCCAAUCAGUCAUAUUAUAAUUCUAUAUUUCAACCUCUUCUAACUUUGAACUGUAUGUGUGUUGCUGUGGCAGCUGUACUAAAGUAGUCUGCCUUUGAUGUGUGUUGCAAAAGCAGAAGUCCAUGGUGUAAGCUAACGCUCACCAAAACAACUUCAGUUGAGCCAAAUAUUCUCUCUGGUAGUUUGAAACAAAAGCUGUAUUAUGACUGCUAUCUGUUCACGUUUUCCCUUAUCUCUCAGUAUAAUAUUGUAGCAAGGGCUCAGUAAACAUGGAUGAAAAAGAUGACAGUUCCUUUGGCAGCAAGGAGAAAGAGAAGGAAAAACCGUUUUCCACCCGUGACAAAGCCAAAGAUGAGGCCAAAAUGAGCAGCAGCAAGAAGGAUAUUGGCAAAGAGGAGAAGAGGAAGCGCCAGGAGGAGGAAAAAAAGAAGAAGGAGGAAAAAGAGCGAAGGAAGAAGGAGGAGGAAAAACAAAAAGCAGAAGAAGAGCAGAAAAGAAAGGAGGAGGAGGAGAAAAAGCAACAGGAGGAGGAGGAGAGGAAACUUGAAGAGGAGAAGGAGAGGAAGCAAAAAGAGGAGGAAGCUGCUCUUCUAAAAGAAAAAGAGGAGGGCCAUCAGCUGCACCAGGAGGCCUGGGAGCGCAAUUCAAGCAGAAAAGAGCUCCGCAGCAAGAACCAGAAUGCCCACGAUGCUAGGCCUGAAGAGGCCUUCUUCAGCCGUCUGGACUCCAGCCUGAAAAAGAACACUGCUUUUGUUAAAAAGUUGCGAACGCUCACCGAGCAGCAACGUGACUCGCUCUCCAACGACUUUGCCUCGCUAAACCUCAGCAAAUACAUCGGCGAGGCCGUCAGCUCUGUAGUGGAGGCUAAGCUUAAGAUCUCCGACGUGGGCUGUGCCGUCCACCUGUGCUCACUUUUCCACCAGCGUUAUGCCGAGUUUGCAAUGCUGCUGCUGCAGGCAUGGAAGAAGCACUUUGAGGCCAGGAAAGAGGAAAAGGCGCCCAAUGUGAGCAAGCUGCGCACGGACCUUCGCUUCAUCGCUGAGCUCACCAUUGUUGGCCUCUUUACUGACAAGGAGGGUCUGUCGCUGAUUUACGAGCAGCUGAAGAACAUCAUCAACACUGACCGCGAGACGCAUACACACGUGUCCGUGGUGAUCAGCUUUUGUAAGCACUGUGGCGACGACAUCGCUGGUCUGGUGCCGCGUAAAGUGAAAGUGGCUGCAGAGAAGUUUGGCUUAUCGUUUCCUCCAAGUGAGAUCAUCAGUACAGAGAAGCAGCAGCCCUUCCAGAACCUUCUGAGAGAAUAUUUUACCUCACUGACCAAACAUCUGAAGAAGGACCACCGUGAGCUGCAGAACAUUGAAAGGCAGAACAGACGUAUCUUACAUUCCAAAGGGGAACUGAGUGAGGAUCGGCACAAGCAGUAUGAAGAGUUUGCAACUUCAUAUCAGAAGCUUUUGGCAAACACGCAGUCACUGGCUGAUCUGCUGGAUGAAAACAUGCCAGAGCUGCCUCUAGAUAAGACGGUGCAAGAAGAACACGGUCCAGGCAUUGAUAUUUUUACGCCUGGUAAACCUGGAGAGUAUGACCUGGAGGGAGGAAUCUGGGAAGACGAAGACGCUCGAAACUUCUACGAGAACAUGGUGGACCUGAAGGCUUUUGUCCCCGCCAUACUCUUUAAGGACAACGAGAAGAGUGGUCAUGCCAAAGACAAAGAGGACAGCAAAGAUUGUAAAGAAGGAAAGGACAGUGGCAGCACCACAGAAGAAUUGGAGCUGGAGCUGGAGGCCCUGGACAUAGCCGAUGAACCAUUGGAGCUGGAAGGAGCAGAUGAGGCAGAGAAUGAAGAGCUGGCCAAAAAACUUUUGGAUGAGCAAGAGCAAGAAGAGGAGGAGACAAACACUACGUCCCACUUGAAGCUCAUCGUGGAUGCCUUUAUUCAGCAGCUGCCCAACUGUGUAAACAGAGACCUUAUCGACAAGGCUGCCAUGGACUUCUGUAUGAACAUGAACACAAAGUCCAACAGGAGGAAGCUGGUCCGAGCUCUUUUCACCGUCCCCAGACAGAGGUUGGAUCUGCUCCCCUUCUACUCUCGACUGGUGGCAACUCUGCAUCCCUGCAUGUCAGACGUGGCUGAGGAUCUGUGCUCAAUGCUGAAGGGAGACUUCAGGUUUCAUAUUCGUAAGAAAGACCAGAUCAACAUUGAGACCAAAAACAAAACCGUCAGAUUCAUUGGGGAACUGGCCAAGUUUAAGAUGUUCUCAAAAACUGACACGCUGCACUGUCUGAAGAUGCUCCUCUCGGAUUUCACUCAUCACCACAUUGAGAUGGUCUGCACACUGCUGGAGACGUGUGGUCGUUUCCUCUUCAGAUCUCCAGACUCACACCUGAGAACCAGCGUCCUCCUGGAGCAGAUGAUGCGUAAGAAGCAAGCGCAGCAUCUGGACGCACGCUACGUGACCAUGGUGGAAAAUGCCUACUACUACUGCAACCCUCCACCGGUGGAAAAGACGGUGAAGAAGAAGCGUCCGCCGCUGCAGGAGUACAUUUGUAAACUCCUCUACAAGGAUCUGUCCAAGGUCACCACGGAGAAGGUGCUGAGGCAAAUGCGUAAACUCCCGUGGCAGGAACCGGAGACUAAAGGCUACCUGAUCUGCUGCAUGGUCAACAUCUGGAACGUCAAGUACAACAGCAUCCACUGUGUGGCGAACCUGCUGGCCGGUCUGGUGGCUUACCAGGAAGACGUGGGGAUCCACGUGGUAGAUGGAGUCCUGGAGGACAUUCGACUGGGCAUGGAGGUUAACCAGCCCAAGUUCAACCAGCGCCGCAUCAGCAGCGCCAAGUUCCUCGGCGAACUCUACAACUACCGCAUGGUGGAGUCAGCUGUCAUCUUUCGCACCCUCUUCUCUUUCAUCUCCUUCGGGGUGAACCAGGACGGCAGCCCCAGUCCUCUGGACCCUCCGGAGCACUUGUUCCGUCUGCGCCUAGUCUGCACCCUACUGGACACCUGUGGUCAGUACUUUGACCGUGGCUCCAGUAAGAGAAAGUUGGACUGUUUUCUCAUCUACUUCCAGCGCUACGUCUGGUGGAAGAAGAGCGGCGACAAUUGGACCAAGGACCACCCGUUCCCCAUCGACAUCGACUACAUGAUCAGCGACACCCUGGAGUUGCUCCGACCAAAGAUGAGACUCUGCUGCUCAAUGGACGAGGCUGCAAAACUGGUCUCUGACCUGGAGAGGGAGGUUCUCAUCAAACUGGGUAUGGCCAUGGAGAAAGAUGGCCGCUCCAGCGCCAUGAGCGAGGGAGAGGCCAUUGAUGAAGAGGAGGAGGAUGAGGACGAGGAGGGAGAAGCCGAAACUGAGCAGUCGGGCAACGAGAGUGAGAUGAAUGAACAAGAAGAGGAUGAUGGUUCUGAGAAUGAAGAGGAAGAGCGAGAUGAGGAAGAAGAGGAGAACACAGACUAUCUGACUGACUCCAAUAAAGAGAAUGAGACCGAUGAAGAGAACAAUGAGGUGACCAUCCGUGGAGGUGGACUGAAACACGUGGCCUGUGCUGAGGACGAGGACUUCAUCCAGGCUCUGGAUAAGAUGAUGCUGGAGAACCUUCAGCAGCGAAGCGGCGAGGCAGUCAAAGUUCAUCAGCUGGACGUGGCCAUACCUCUGCAGCUCAAGAGUCAGCUGAAGAAGGGCGGGGCCGGGCAGACGUGCCUCGGGGAGACCGAGUCCGAUGUCUCGGAGACCAUGCAAUUCGUCAUGUUGACACGCAAGGGCAACAAACCGCAGUACAAAAUCCUGAAUGUCCCGCUGUCAUCACAUCUGGCAGCCAAUCAUUUUAACCAGCAGCAGGCAGAACAGGAGGAACGUAUGAGGAUGAAGAAACUGACUCUGGACAUCAACGAGAGACAGGAGCAGGAGGACUAUCAAGAAAUGUUGCAGUCACUGGCUCAGCGACCGGCUCCUGCCAACACCAACCGCGAACGUCGGCCUCGAUACCAGCACCCGAAAGGAGCGCCUAACGCUGAUCUGAUCUUCAAGACUGGAGGAAGGAGACGCUGAUCACAAUCUGGACCACAGGCGAGCUACAAAGAGAGUAACGAUAAAGCUAGAGUGAAAAUGAGAGAGAAGAUCGGAGUGGAGACCGGUCGAAACCAGGGAAGGAGUUCCUCCAGAAACCCACUGACCUGCUGGGAAAGAACACAACCCCCUGACCUCCUGAAGACACACUGACCCUGCUGAGGCCUGCAGCCUGAGGAGUAGCGCCACCUCCAGGAGCCUGAGGAUCGGAGGAAAACGGGUCAGACAGACCACUCUCUCUCUUCAGGUUUUUGUCUGUUACCAGGGAAGGGGAAAAAACCCAACAAAAACACAAUAACCUUCUGGUAAUAUCUUAGAGACCAAACCAGUGAUGACCAGAAUGAUCAACGUGACGCCCCCUGCUGGGACAAUGACUUGUGUUUAAAAGUAAACAACUGAUAUCUGAAACUGAUUUUUAUGUUCUCAUCUGUGUUUUGGACCUGGAAGCAACAGAUUUUGCGGAGGAAGUACAGGAUAAAGAAGGUUUAACUCGACACAGGUGUUGUUCCGUGAACUUUGUCCAGGUUUGUUGGUUGGUGUGGUUUGAAAUUAGUGUCUAAAAUUUCUGGCAGCUGCUGUUGAGAAGAAGGAGAAAUCAUGGCGAGUGAGGAAAUAUUCUCAGCAAAGUAUUUUGAAGCUAACAUCAGGUGUUUCUAUAGAAUAAUGCAGCACAUUAGAUUUUUUUUCCUUAUAUAAUUUGUUACACUGAAACAAAGACACGACUCACUGUGUUGUGAGGACUCCACUCACUUCAACCUGUCUUUCACCCGCCAAAAAAGAAAAACAGAUUGUAAUACCCCCACAAAGCUAUGGGCCAUUGCGUAAUAUGUUGCAUUGCGUAAUCUGAAAACGUCUGCAGUACAAAUGCUGGACAGCAUUUCUUUGUAAACUGUUCACUCGCCAACACCAAAGUCCAUAAAAAAGUGGCAUUAGCUUACUGCAGUUAUGGAGCCAUUGCUGCAGGGGUCACCAAAUAUAUUUGUCGUAGAAUUGUUCUGGACAGACACCGUGGCGGCUGCACACUCAAAUAAAAUGAAAUUUUAAAAAAAAUCACAUUCUGCUCUAACAUCAUUACUUGAUGUGUAUUUAGAAAUCCAGACGCUAGCUGGAUUGGAUAGGUUUGGUGUUGCGGGCUGCUAGUUGAUAAUCAUUGAAUUGCUGCCUCCUUUAUUCAGGUCAAAUGUUAAUAUCUAUCUUAGCUUUUUUUUUUUCCAUUGUUUGGUUUCGCAUCAAUGACACAACCUGACCACUGAAGGCAGUAGUAGUCCAGUUCAGGAACUUCUUUGUCCCUGUGAGCUAAAUUCAAUGCUGUUCUUUAUGGACCUUGUUGCAGGAGGUGGUUUACAAAGCUUUUCAAAACUUUUUUGUUGGUAAAUUAGUAUGAGACGACGCCAGGUAUAAAACCGUGAUAGAGGGUUAGCUAAAGAAGGUCCAGUGUUUGACAUUUGUCGACAUCUACCUGUGAGAUUGCAGAAAGCAUCAACUGAACUGAAAAGUUAAGUCCUUCGGCAAAGUGUGGAAAAAUUUCAGCGGACUUGCAGUCAAAAUGCUAAUCCUGGUUUAACUGAGCACUUAAAUAAAUGUAAAACGGACUUUCUCAGGUUUUUGCCAGUAUUUUUUUGUAAAAGCUUCAAAACAAAAAAUAAUAAUCGGAAAAUAAAUUGGCAAAAAACAUUUUUCCCCAAAUUUAAUCUUUAUUGAAACUUGUUAGAAUCAUGGAAGCGUUUAAAUAAGGUUUACUGACGUGUAUAAAUAAAAAUAGUAUUUUGACUUCUGUUUCUUCCAAGACUCGUUUUAAUGUCGAAUUUUCUGACGUGGCAGUUUUUCUCUUAAUAAUCCUGUAUCUGAGACUCUCCUGCAGUGACCAUAAGUUCUCUGACUAUUCUUUGUCCUUUUAGCUGACAUUCAUCAGUGAACGUGGACAUUUUUUUUUCUUUGUAAUGCAUGAACAUUUCUGCAUCAACUCUUUCUUUAUAAAUCGCUGUUGAGCUCUUGAGUCUGGAUUUGUGAAUGUUUAAUUUUCCCUGUAACCUCUGACCGUUUCACAUCUCAGAUGAGAAUAAAACGUGAAGAUGA